Molecule: messenger RNA, 771 nt
Organism: Dreissena polymorpha
Lineage: Eukaryota; Metazoa; Mollusca; Bivalvia; Myida; Dreissenidae
Product: major facilitator superfamily domain-containing protein 4A-like
Exons: 5
Coding region: 1-771 (256 amino acids)
Source: RefSeq, a predicted model, not a curated record
AUGCCGGAAAACUUGUUGGACCCCAACAGGCAGUUGAUUACCGUGAUGGUCGUUAUGGUCUGGAUUUCCAUGGGUAUGUUUUACGGGUUGGGAGGGCUCACACUAGUGGAUCUACGCAUGCAGUUCAAAUGUUCCUCCGCCGACAUAGCGCGCUCAGUCUCCGCCCAGGGGUUCGGGGUAUUCAUCGGUGCGCUAGCAGGCGGUUUGGUUAUUGCCGCCAUUAGGACCUGGAAGUGCCUCGUGGUGACGCUGGCAGAACUCAUAGCAACCGUGGCCUUAUGCUGUCAGCGGAUGUUGAUAGAAUUGUGGCGGGACGAGGCCGCAUUCCCUAUAAACGCCAUGUACAUGGGCUUCAGCAUCGGCGCCCUUAUAGACCCACUCGUCAUAAACCCGUUUCUUGCCGUUUUGGAGUUUAGUAUUGACGAACCGGAAGCGAGCACUGGUUCGCCUGUGCAGAACGGGAUAGUAAAACAUGUGCUUGCUAAUCUGAACCCAGCGACUUACGCUGACGGAAAUUUCAAGUUUGGGCUUACAAUGUUUGUGUUUAUCAAUCUUCUGGUCAUGGAUAUCAAUGGUGGUCAACUGCUGUUCGGAAGUUUCGUGCGCACGCUAUCCGUGGAUGAGCUUCGAUUCGCUCAAACAGAGACGUCUUAUGUAGACUCGGUCUACUGGGGCAGCUUAACGAUUGGGCGACUUGCAAGCUUGGUUCUAUCUUACUUUAUUCCCACGCGCAUUCUUGUCCUGAUACCUGUAAUAGACAAUCGUCACUAA